AUACCAUCUUGCUCCGCAGGAGGAUUCCUCAAUAUGUCGCCGCUGCUGCAGGUUUUCCCCUUUGCGUAAGAUAGUCGAUUUCAGGGGGAGCUGGUAAAUUUUUCCGGGCUAACCUUUGUGAAACCUCGAAACCUUCGUGAUAUCCGUGUGACGGUUUUGUGUUUGCGUGCUAAAUUGCGGUGUAUCAAACGAUGUGCAUGACGUUGAGAGUCAAAGGGUUAAUGACUGUGAGCAAUCGCAUCGUCGCGACGACAAUGACGGCGACCGACGACGUGCGGCUGGGAGAAACACGGAGGGCAACAUCGGCGAACAUGUCGGAAUUAUUAAAUGCCGCCGUAGCGCCAUAAUGAACAUCCGCUUGCAUGGGUGGAUUCUCGUUGGGAUGCGGCCUCGGCUGGAGCGCGCCGUCCGUCGAAAUACUGAGGACCCAAUUGGACGACUUCGCGAUAAACCUGAUCGCGUCGGUGUUCCCGAUAGGCGCGGCGCUAGGCACUCUCACCGUGCCCCUGCUGUUCGACAGGAUCGGCCGGAAGUGGACGAUGAUGGCCAUGGUGCCGGUCUUCGUCGGCGGCUGGAUCCUGCUCAUUUGCGCGGGCACGAUGGUACCGUUCUACGUGAUGGGCAGGCUCGUGACCGGCGCCUGUGGCGGCAUGUGCUGCGUCCUCGCGCCCAUGUACUCCGCGGAGAUCUCCGAGAAGCAGAUCAGAGGGACGACGGGCGUCUUCUUCCAGUUGCUGCUCGUGAUCGGUGUGCUGUACGUGUACUGCAGCGGUUUCACGCGAAGCGUGGUCGGGAUAUCCAUCUUCUGUUGCAUCGCGCCGAUCGUGUUCGGCGUGACGUUGGCCUUCAUGCCGGAGAGCCCGUUGUACUACUUGAUCAAAAAUAAGGAAGAAGACGCGGAAAAGUCCAUGCGAUUCUUUCGCGGCCCUGAUUUCGAUAUCGUGCCGGAGAUGAACGCGUUCAAGGAACAAGUGGAGAGAAGCAAACUUGAAAGACCAGGUAUCUCGGCCUUCAUGAGAAAGCCCGUGCUGAAGACUCUGGGUGUGGCCUACGGUCUAAUGUUUGCCCAGCAACUCAGCGGCAUUAACGCCAUAAUAUUCUACGGCUUCACGAUCCUCGAGGCGACAGGCGUCGGCUUGGAGUCGCAGGUGGAGCUGGUCAUCUUCGGCAGCGUCCAGGUGGUAGCUUGCGUGGCGGCGACACUGUUGAUCGACAAGCUCGGACGCAAGCUGCUCAUGGCGAUCUCCUUGGCGACGAUGUGCGUCUGCUUGGCGGCCUUGGCGGGUUUCUUCAUCCUGAAGAACUAUCAGCCGGAGCUGGCAGAUCGAAUGCACUGGCUGCCACUCACGUCGGUGUGCGUCUACAUACUCGUCUUCUGCCUCGGAGCUGGUCCAAUUCCGUGGGCCUACAUGGGCGAGAUUUUCCCCACGCGCUUGAAGGGCGCAGCGUCGUCUAGCGCAGCUUUCUUCAAUUGGCUAUUGGCAUUUACGGUUACGAUGGUAUUUCCAAGCGCCGCUGAAGUACUAGAUUACUCCGUGGUGUUUGCCUUCUUCGCCCUGAUGUGCGCCCUCAGCUUGUUAUUCGUGAUCUUCUUCAUGGUGGAGACCAAAGACAAGACAUUUGCGGAAAUUGAGCAGGCAUAUGGGACCCUCGCGCAGAAUCAAGAGUCCAAUGUGUAGUGAAGCAAAGAAUUUCCCACACGAAACAGUCACCCGUCAAACAAGCAAGCGAAGCUUCUCAAGGAAGGUGAAUAGGGAUGAGGAUUUGUCAUGUUUAUUUGAUCAUACGGUUUGAUGCAUCGACCAAUUUUAAAGUUAUCGUUUGUCGAUGGGGUAUACAACAUUCUCGAUAUUACAGAAAUGAAAAAUUACAAAAGCAAAUUGUAAAAGUGCUAUUAAAAUGAAUCUUUUAUCCCUUUCAA
Messenger RNA from Wasmannia auropunctata (little fire ant), 1921 nucleotides. Its product is annotated as facilitated trehalose transporter Tret1-2 homolog. Gene Ontology annotation, molecular function: sugar transmembrane transporter activity. The record is from RefSeq and is a predicted model, not a curated record. NCBI's taxonomy places the organism in Eukaryota, Metazoa, Arthropoda, Insecta, Hymenoptera, Formicidae. The transcript has 6 exons. Gene Ontology annotation, biological process: carbohydrate transport; transmembrane transport. Gene Ontology annotation, cellular component: membrane. Bases 363 to 1679 code for a protein of 438 amino acids.